Podospora pseudocomata is the source of this 1313-nucleotide messenger RNA. RefSeq names its product p23 chaperone protein wos2 (gene wos2). Gene Ontology annotation, cellular component: nucleus; cytosol. Gene Ontology annotation, biological process: chaperone-mediated protein complex assembly; protein folding. The transcript has 3 exons. Bases 426 to 1022 code for a protein of 198 amino acids. The record is from RefSeq and is a predicted model, not a curated record. NCBI's taxonomy places the organism in Eukaryota, Fungi, Ascomycota, Sordariomycetes, Sordariales, Podosporaceae. Gene Ontology annotation, molecular function: protein-folding chaperone binding; Hsp90 protein binding.
CGCUUGGUAGUAGUAUCGUACGCUCGUGUCCGUAGCCGUAGUCCCCCGCAAUUGGUGACCUCAGCCCUGCCGAUGGCCCGUGCAGCUUAAUCUUUGGGCUUCUCAUGAAUUCCACCAACGCCCUGGCUGGCUGGGAACGGUAGCAGGCAGGUGCAGCCUCGUCACAAAUAAACCAAGACACCCGCGUCUCCCCUCCAACGACGUCCACCUCCCAAACAAUUUUCUGCAGCAGUCGUAGUGAAUUCACGAUCUUUGCUCAAUACCACCGCUCCAUCAAACUUUCCACCCGAACGAUCUCUCUCCCUUGUUCCUUGAACUUUCUUCUUAACGUGAGUUCUAGCUAAGCGCCUGAGAAGCUACCCCUCCUCCACGAACUUCAACCCAUCGGCAGUUUACUCACCUUUCUACCUCCAGCACACAUCACAAUGGCCAGCACCGUAACACCUGAGGUCCUCUGGGCGCAGCGCUCCUCCAAUGCCGACCCCGAGAAGAACUUUAUCUACCUCACCAUCAACGUCCCCGAUGUGCCAGCGUCCAAUAUCAAGCUGGACGUGAAGCCCACCGGUCUCACAUUCACCGGUCACUCCGACACCCUCAAGAAGACCUACCAUGUCGAGCUCGAGUUCUACGCCGAGAUCGACCCUACCGCGAGCAAGAUCAACCACACGGCUCGCGACGUUGAGAUGAAGCUGCGCAAGAAGGAGCUGACCGAGGAGUACUGGCCUCGCCUGCUCAAGGAGUCUAAAAAGAUGCACUUCCUCAAGACCGACUUCGACAAGUGGGUUGAUGAGGACGAGCAGAACGAGGCUGAGGAGGAGGACUUCUCGCAAUUUGGUGGCAUGGGUGGCGCUGGCGGUGACUUCGGUGGCAUCGAUUUCUCCAAGCUCGGUGCUGGGGCUGGUAUGCCCGAGGGCGAUGACGAGGAGGAAUCGGACGACGACAUGCCUCCUCUCGAGGGUGAGGAGGAGGAGGCCGCCAAGAAGGACGCCCCCAAGACGGACGACGGCAAGGAGGUUGCUUAAGUCUGUGAAGCCGGCGACGAAACGACACUUCAGCGCGUCUUGGGUCAGACAUAGACCACAGGGAUAGCUGACGUCCGGUAUGGAAGGGCGAAGCUACGAACUGGUUACCUGGGAUAAACAAGCAUCAGCAUUAGCCAAAUCAUUGGACCCACCGUUCAAUCUCAUAGGCAGCAGAGCAAUCUGGUUAGGUAUUUCGAGGGCUGUUCAAGGCUCUCUUGGCGAAUUGAAGCUACUUUUCUACUGACGCAUAUACACGCAAGUUUUGCCCUGUUUUGGGUAAAUGUUUUUUGA